AUGUCCAGCACCAAGCGCUUCGUGGAGCAGCGCGUCGUCAAAAGGCGGGAACAAGAAGCAAAGAACUUAGAGCUCCGCCGGCGCCUGAUGGAGAACAACAUCUAUGCAGGCUACGGGAAGAGCGAGCUCAACGUUGAAAAGAAGCGCAGAGCUUUGUCAGAGGCGGCUGAACGCCGUGAGCUUUUCAUGGAUUACAGCUUUGUCAAGAGCGAGCAAGACAAAACAAAGAGAGUGCAGAUAGCACAAUUUGAAGAGCAGCUUGCAGACGAACUGGCGAAACGAAAGGCCGAGCAAAUGCGCCAUGAUAUGGAUCGUCGACGCAUCUGCGAUGGCUCUGAAGAGUUGCGGGCGCUGAAAGAAAGGCUCCACAUGGCCAAAGUCAACAAGGAGCGUGCCCAGCAGCUCCUCGAGAUCGAGGUGCGGAAAGAGAAGGACCGUAUCACUGGCCACUUGCUGGCCGAGCACAUGGAGAAUGAGAGGUUGGAGCAGCAGGAGCUAGAGCACAAGCUGGACAUUGAGAAGAAGAGGCAGCGAGAGCGCGUCAAGGUAAUCAACCAGCAGCAGAUUGCCAUGAAGGAGGCCCAAAGAGAGGAGGCUCUGCAAGAGUACAUCAAGGAACGCAACCAGGUAGAAGAGCUGGUGGCCAAAAUUGCAGACGAAGAUGCCAAUGAAGCGAGAGCACGUGCUGAGAAGCAGAUGGAGUCACGGAUCAUGCUGCAACAGUUUAUGGUGGAGCAGAAGGCAAAUCAGGAGAAGUUGGAGGCCGAGGAGAAAGCCGAGAAUGAACGAAUCGAGCAAUUUGCGCGGGACAAGCGAGAACGGGAGGAACGGCUGGAGCAGGAGCGACAGGAGAAGGAGAAGGAGAAGCUCCGCAUUCUCAAUGCCAUGCUUGGCCAAAUGGAGGCCAAGAACAAAGAGGCAGAGGAGCUGGAGCUGCUCCGCAACGACUUGCACUUAGAAGAGCUUGAAGCCGAAUCACGCAGGCGCGAAGAGAUGCAGAUGCGCAAGAAGCUAGAAGACAAAGAGGAGAUGAAGAACGCCUAUCUUGUCCAGAUGCGGGCGAAAGAAGAAAAGAUGUAUCAUGCUCGCGAGGAGGAGGCCAGGAUGCGUGAGGAGCUGCUAAAGAAGUUUGCCGAAGAUGAUCGCCUGGAGCAGCUCAAUGAGCACAAGCGGCGAAUGAAGGUCGAACAGCACAAGCGAGAGGCAGAGCGGCUGGUGGAACUUCGGCGCGAGAUGUAUGAGCUUGCCCGGGCUCAAGAGCGUGAAGAGCAAGAUGCGCUUCGCAAGGAUGAGGACAAGCGGCGCCUCAUCAUCGAGGAUGAGCGCAGGAGGCUUCUUCGAGAACACGGACAGGAGCUCAAGAAGUUCUUGCCCAAGCACACUUUGGAAAGCAUGGAGGACUACAAGCUGCUCUUUGGUGAAGAUCCCUCGCCGUGA
Molecule: messenger RNA, 1437 nt
Organism: Symbiodinium natans
Lineage: Eukaryota; Dinophyceae; Suessiales; Symbiodiniaceae
Source: the annotation of a GenBank genome assembly